Messenger RNA from Dipodomys spectabilis (banner-tailed kangaroo rat), 907 nucleotides. It is a transcript of the gene Percc1, whose product is annotated as proline and glutamate rich with coiled coil 1. The transcript has 2 exons. The record is from RefSeq and is a predicted model, not a curated record. The coding region runs from base 113 to 907 and encodes 264 amino acids. Lineage: Eukaryota; Metazoa; Chordata; Mammalia; Rodentia; Heteromyidae.
ACACACUCACGGCUCUGGAGGUCAUGAUCUAGGAUGACACAAAGGCCUGGAAUUCAGGUGUUGGCAGCAGUGCCCACUGCCCAGAGGCCCAGGCAGCUCAGGUCGGGAGGAGAUGGCCGCGGGCGUGAUACGGCCUCUCUGUGACUUCGGGCUGCUGCUGCCAUCCCACCAACCCUUCCUGUCCUUGGACCCGGAACCCCCAGAAACUUCUGAGGAGGAGGAGGAGGAGGAAGAGGAGGAGGAGGAGGAGGAGGAGGAGGAGGAGGACCUGGAGGUGGAGGGGGCACAGGCCUGCUGCCUGCCCCACCCGAGCUCAGGGGUGGCCCCCCAGGGUCCCGGCAGCCCUGAGACCCCGCUGCAGCUGCUGCGCUUCUCGGAACUCAUCAGCGGUGACAUCCAGAGGUACUUCGGCCGCAAGGGUGGGGGGCAGGACGCAGACGCCCGUGACAGGCACAGGCACAGCCCGCCCGCCAGCCACUCCGCCCGGGAGCUCUACUACGCGGACCUGGCGCGCCUGGCCCAGGCCGGGCCUCUGGAGCAGGAGGAGGCCGCGGAGCCGGGGGUCUGUCCCCCCGAGGCGUCUGAGGGGCAGGCACACCGGCCGGGCCUCGGCAGCGGGGGGGCCUCGCCACUGGGACCCCUGGCCGAGCUCUUUGACUACGGGCUGCGGCAGUUCUCCGGCCGCAGACUGAGACUGGAGCGCAAGUAUGGCCACAUCACCCCCAUGACCCAGAGGAAGCUGCCCCCCUCCUUCUGGAAGGAGCCAGAGCCCAACCCCCUGGGCCUGCUCCACCCCGGCACACCAGACUUCAGUGACCUGCUGGCCAGCUGGUCAGUGGAGGCUGAGCAGGAGCUGCACAGCCAGGGCGCCCGAGCUCUGGAUGCGGCUCAGCUGGCCGAGGCCUAG